AUGCUGUCAGAUUUUCCGAUAAUAUCGGUAACUCUAUCAUGCGGACACGGUUCGGCGGGAUCGGCAAAAGCAUACCUCGAAGAUCCGGAAAUGCUCGAAGAUUGGGAUAAAGACAGAGCAUUCCUUCUUAGAGGUCAAAAAAUUCCCGUGAGUCCUACGUUAACGGAACUCGUUUUAUGCGUUGCCAGGUAUCCCUUUCACUACAGCGAGUCUCAUUUCACGGGUCUCGUGAGUUCCUAUGGAGAAGUUAAAAUGUGCUUUCUAAUGAUCUCCGAAAAAACAGGAGAGAGUAAAGGAUACGGUUUCGUCGAAUACGCUUCCAAAGAAACGGCUUUGCACGCGAAAAGCAGUUUAGACGGAUUAGUUAUAAAUGACGUGACACUUUGCGCGGAUUUCAUAGACAGCACGCACACGACGUUUGAAUCCCUGCAUUCGAAGUGCCUUUACGUGGACAACCUACCUCAAAAUUAUCGGGACAUGGGAGAGUUUCGAAGGAAAUUCAGCAAAGUAAUAAAUCCCCCAUAUUGUCAAAUCGCAUUGAAAAACGGAUGCCCGCAAAAUUGGGGACUCGUAGAGUUCAACAGCGGAGAGGAUGCGGAAAACACUUUGACGCAGUUGAACGGUUCCGAGAUCAAAGACAAAAAACUAAAAAUAUCCUACUACAUACCCGGAGUGAGAGCCAUUAAUUUGUACCUGAAACUAUUGAACGAAACGGACAAUAAUCGGGGAAAGGGAAACGGACUCCUCCCGACGCCGCCUCCGGGAGUCUUUCAAAGUUUUAAAAAUCUUCAAAAGCAGAAUCCUAUUUUCGCACAGAGUAUUCAGAAUAUAAUGGUGACGGAACAACAGCUAGGGGUGGGAAACAUGAAUUCUCCGUCGAACGGUCAGACAAGCGAAGAUGGAAAAAAUUCGUCCUCCAACAAGGUCGGAACGGCGGGUCACAGGGGUAAAAAACAGGGUCCAAAUAAUAAAACAACAACCCCUAGCUCGAACCCAAGUUCCGAAUCACCAUCGUCAACAGCAGAGACAACGAUAAGCCACGAUCAACAGGCCGCGUUUCUUCGUCUUCUCGCCGGACAAAAUCCGGCUGCUCUUCUUCAAACUCCUCAAAUGGUUUCGUUUUUAAAACAACCCAAAGGAGCACUCAAUGGAGCAGCGGUAUUAGUGCCUCAAACAGCGCUUGCUCCCGAAGCUUCUGGUUUAACAUUACCGGCGGCCAUUCCAGUUAUUCCAGCAUUAUCGGAUUUUUCCGCGAGCGGAUUGUAUCCCGAUGCGGUCAAGGCUGCUGCUUCGGCAUCUGUUAACUUGCUCGGAGUCAAUCCUGGAAUCGAUGCGGUCACGACGGGUUCUUUUCCGAGUCCGGCAACGGAAACGGGUGCUGCUUUAAACAUACCGACCGGAGGUCAAACAGCUCUGUGGAAUCCGGCAGCCGUUUUGUCAGAGUUAGGAGAGAAAGAUGUAGUGAAUGGAGACAAAACAUUAUUGGUACUUGAAAUAUUUUUUUUGUUUAAACUUUCUGUCGCUCGGGAUAAAAAGGGAACGUUGGCUGACGCACCGCACCUGACAUUUUCCCGACAGGUGAAUCCAUUAACGCAACGUACUCAGCGGUUGACGCCUUUGGUUCCGACCACGCAUCCUCUUGCACGCACUAUCAUACCAAUACCGACUGCUAUUCCUGCCGAAGAGAAUUCCGUACUGACCGAACCUCGGACCGCCGCGACGAACGGAUUUCAUCCGGCUUGGUUUCCGCAUCCCGUUUGGCCGACGGUGGGAGCUUUAGCUCACGCUCCUCCGACUCCGCCGAGGCCGAUCGGUUUCGAAGCUCAGUGCCUCCUUUCGAAAACGAACGUUCGCACAACGACUACUUCAUAUUUAACUGAUUAUCCGACGGCCGAUUGGGCGUCGAAUCCCUACGCUUCUCCCAUCCCCACGAACGUGACUCCCGUGGGUCAAAAAAGAAAACAUCCCUACACUACUUUUUUACCCUCUCCCGAGCCUUCCCCAGAAGGUCCCUACAUCGGUCAACACUCUCAGGGCAUCGGUGGCCAUUACAUCGACAGUUGGCCGAAGAGAAAGAAAAAAAAUUGA
Molecule: messenger RNA, 2088 nt
Organism: Pediculus humanus corporis (human body louse)
Lineage: Eukaryota; Metazoa; Arthropoda; Insecta; Psocodea; Pediculidae
Product: raver1, putative
Exons: 6
Coding region: 1-2088 (695 amino acids)
Molecular function (GO): RNA binding
Source: RefSeq, a predicted model, not a curated record